This is a messenger RNA of Carya illinoinensis, 7257 nucleotides long. Its product is annotated as DNA polymerase zeta catalytic subunit. The record is from RefSeq and is a predicted model, not a curated record. Gene Ontology annotation, biological process: error-prone translesion synthesis; double-strand break repair via homologous recombination. Gene Ontology annotation, molecular function: DNA binding; nucleotide binding; DNA-directed DNA polymerase activity. Lineage: Eukaryota; Viridiplantae; Streptophyta; Magnoliopsida; Fagales; Juglandaceae. The transcript is spliced from 12 exons. Gene Ontology annotation, cellular component: zeta DNA polymerase complex; nucleus. The coding region runs from base 1386 to 6788 and encodes 1800 amino acids.
CUGAUUUUUUUUUUUAAUUAUUUUGUUUAAAAAGGACUGAUGUACACUUUUGAUUUGUUUUAUAGAUGAUUUUUGUCGAUAAAUAUAUAGGGUGUGCUCCUUUACAAUCACUAUGCAAGAUUUGGAGCACUACAGAAAGAAUUGAUUCGUUGUAAUGCCUGUCAUUUUUCAUUUUGAGAGCAACGCAUCAAUCAUCACUCUACUUUCAGUGUCAACAAAUUAGUUUGCAUCUGCUACGGCUCUUGCAAGGUAGUGAUGGAAGACCAUGACAGCAGCCAUUCAAGACCUUUUGAAGUCACUCCCAAAGCUAUUCUAAUAUCCAUGCAUUAAUUUGGCUCGUACUGGGUGGUGACAAGGCUACUUGGAUCCUUGAAUCAGCUUGCUAGCUGUUCAUGACUCUUUUAUAUUAUGUUAAUUGGCAUUAAUUAGAUUCUGGCAAUAUUUGUUUUUGUUUUAAUUAUUCAUGAGCGUAAGGGGCAUUUCUGUAGUUUCGAGAUUUGUGGGUAUGGGUUAAAGUUUUGGCCCAUUGGGUCUUGCCUUUGAUUUCUUAUGUUAUGAAAUUUUUAUUUGUGGUUUACUAGUUAUUUAGUUUAGGCUCAGUGGUAAAAAAUCUAAGGAAUUCAAGUCUUAUUAGGUUGAAGCAUUAGACACGGACAUAUUUAGAUGUAAUUGCUUCUCUUCCAUAUAAUGCCUUUAUAAAAACUCCAGCAAAGACUAUUCAUAAAAAAUAAGAAGCUAAAAGUUCCAGCAUAGAUUGCUGUUUUGAGAUGCAACCCUGCCUAUCCUUCCCUUACACCUUUAUUAGCCCCAUAUUCCCCAUGUUUUUCAUGUCUUUCCCACCAAAUUUGUAACAGUAACUAAACCAAAACCCUACUAAUAGUGGUUGCCAAAUAAAUUUUAUUCAGCCUAAAGUUUCUGUCCUAUGUCAGUUAGACUAAGUGGUGUUUAUAGAAAUUCACCCAAGCAUCUAGGUUUCUUAGAUAGGUGCCAAACAAGAUUUCUAGAUGAUAUAUCUGUUCUUUAUUUUGCCCACAAAUGCCGAACUAAUUUUAAUGUUUUUACCAGUUUGAACAUUUGGCAUUCAAUUUUUGGUUGAAUUGUUUUUGCCUCAACAAUCUGAUUACGUAGUAGGUGAUUUUUUUAUAGAUGUGUCUGAUUACGUAGUAGGUGAAAAUUAAUAGAUGUAUAUAUUAAUUUUCAUUUUACAGAUCAAUUACAGUGCUUUGCAUUGAUGCUUGUUUUUCAGAACAGUGCAGUUCUUGAUAGAAGUUUACAGCCCUAUGAAUCGCAUAUUCCCUUCAUUCUCCAGUUUCUGGUCGACUAUAACUUGUAUGGGAUGGGCCUAAUACAUUUAUCGAAGAUGAAAUUCCGUCAUCCAGUACCAGAUGCUUUCUCAGCAAGAAAAUCUGAUUUCCAGGUUAUCUGUCUACUUCUGUGAGCCAGAUGCUUUUGAGAUAGCUGAUUGGAUGUGGCAAGCUCCUUUUGAAUAUGAGGCGUCAUCAGAUCAGGACAUUUUUAUUAAACGUCAAAGUAUUUGUGAACUUGAGGGGGAUGCUUCUCUAGAUGAGAUUAUUAACCGGCAGUUUAAACUUUAUUCAUCUCUCUCACAAACCUGUUCAGAUGUGAAAAUGGUUCAAUCUCUUGUCCCUAUUUGGGAGGAGGAAUAUGAAAGGACUGGAAUGCAUGAGGUGGCAAUGCCUCUUGAUCCUACAAAACCACUGUCAGAAGAUGUUCUUAAAACUCUAUCACUGGAUCUUGAUUUUGACAACAGACUAAUUGAACUAUAUGCUGAUGCUACUGCAUCAUCUAUUGUUGAGGGAAAUUUGGUUGGACUUGUUCAUAUUAACCCUGCCAAUGUAGAUGGAGAAGCUUUGAAGUGUUCUAAAGAAACAGCAACAGUUGGCUAUUUGUUACCACACGAAAGAGAAGGUGGUCCAACAGCUGCUGGAGAGAGGGAUACAAGUCCUAAUAUAUUGUCUACUGACGAAGUACAAUCAUCAGGAAUUAUUGAAACAUUAGAUUCAAAGGCUGCAGAUAAGGAAGCCCUUGGUCUAUUGAGGUGGCUAGCCACUUCCCAGGCUGUUGAAGAUAUAAACUCUGAUGAUGAACUUGUUCGUGAAACCAUUUUGAGUCCUUUGUUGCCUGCAACUAUUGAUAAGGUGCUGGAGAAAGCUAAUAUUGAUUAUGAAAGUGAAUCUCAAAAGGAGUGUCAAGACAUUCUUGAUUCCAUUGAUGAUUUGAUUGACUUUGAGGAUCUGAGAGGAAGAGCUUCUCACUCUUCUGAUCAGAAUCAUUCUUCUAGAAAUUCAUCAGAAGAAAUGAUUCCACAAGUGGAUGGCUCUGGGGAUGAUAUGUUCUCAACUCAUUGUACUGGAUCAACUGAAAAUGCAUCUGAAAUGAAGACAAGUGGACUUGAACAGUCUUUGGAAUGCCAGGAAUUGCAGGAUGUUGGCGGGAGAUUCACCAGUAAGAACAAAAGAAAGCAACCUGUCUGGGGCUCUUUGCCAUUUUCCACAUCACAAAAGGUGAAUAAUGACUUAGAGGCUGUGGAUUUCCAUAUAAUUGAUGAGUGUGUAAGUGAAACUAAAGAUCGUGUAGGUACAAGUUUCUUGGCUGUUAAUGAGGCGGGAAAUUGUGCAGAUGGUUUCAUGAAAAAUGCAGGUACAGAUAUUCAUGUUUUAAAGGAAUCAAUUGCUUCGGUUGGAUGCUCUAUGCGAGACUUGAUGAGGAAAAAGCGAUCUUACCGUGGUGAACCACGUGAUUGUGGGCCUGGUAGAGUUAAAAAGGUGCUUUUGGAAGGGGAGCAAAGGGAAGGCAUCUUUCUCGUCCCUAGACGUUUAAGUGGCGAACUUGACAAACACUCUACUGAGUCUCUCAAUUUGAAGCAAUCUUUUACAGGCCAACAAACAAAUUUCCAUGGGGCUUCUGAGGUUAAAGCAGCACAUUCGGAUGGUCCCAUGUAUGGCAAGCGCCCUCUUUUGUCCAGCAGUGAGAGUUCGUUUCAUGCUAGUAAGUUGAAAGAUGUUAAUCUUGGUUCUCAUGAAAGGAUUGGUGAUGAGGUUGGCAAAGGAGCUUCCACCAGACAUGUAGAUUUCACAGGAGCAUGUGCUUCUCAAGUUCACACAAGAGCAGGACUUUGUAAUCCCAAGAAUGUAGAUUCUACAGCUUCCAUGAGUCACUAUGAAAUUUACGGCCGUAAAGAGUCUGAUUUUGGUGCAGUUACCUUGAAUAAUGAGAGAUUUCAGCAACUAGAUGCUGCUUCUUCAAGCUGUUUGCUAAGUGAUCCGGUUGGAUGUGAAGUAUCUGGUGCAGAUUGUUACUUGUAUGAAAGUGGCCAUAAAGAUAAACAGUCUCUGGGAUGGGUAGAUAACAAGUCUGAUGAUAAUCCUGUGGGCACUGCAACUGAUUCAGUGGGUCUGUUAAAAGAGAAUUGUGGUGUUGGCAAACCAGGAGGGCAUUGUGUGUUAUCUGGGCUCAGCCGCUCAAAAGCAAAAUGUACAGAACUAAUCGGCAUGACCUUCUCCAGUAAACCUCCUAUUGCAGGCUGGACAGAUGGAGCAUUUGAAAAUCUUUCAUUUCUGCCUACUACCUCUAAUCUGGCGGAGGAAAAUUAUGACAGAAAAACAGGGGGAGAUUUGGAUGAUUUUCUUCCCUUUUUUGAUGGGGACUGUCAAGAAGUGAAAGAAGACAUGGACAAGCAUGGUAGAAAUAGCGACUCGAAUUCUGAUCAAGUUGUCAUCGGGGUCCCUACUCACUGUCAAAAUGAUGGCUCUUACUUGUAUCUUUUAACAUCUGUAUUCUCACCUCCUUCUGCAGAUAGUGUAUAUAGAUGGCUAUCAUGUGAAGACAAAGGUACUUCUGGAGGCAACAACGUAGCAUUGGUGGAGCCAUCAGCUUUAAUAAGUUCAUCUAGCAUUUUGAUUGGUUCAAAAAGUUAUUUGCCCAAUGAUUUUGACAAGGCUUUGCCUGAAUCUAGCUCCGAAUCUCAUGUGAAGCCUAUUCUUGAUCCUUUGUGUUACGAAAUCCCUGGAAGCCUUAAUACAGAAAGGGCUCCAUAUGGCGAUGAGAUGACAACAAUCAUGCAGGGCGGAGAAGGUAUUGCAAAAGAAAAGGUUUGCUCUGGUUUCUCGCAAGAUAUGUCUCAGAUUUCAGGACCAGAUGGGAAAUCACGGCUUACUCCUCUUAGUCAAAGUGGAUUUCGGGAUCCUGCCAGUGUUGGUGGUGGGCAACAAUUGACAUUGUUGAGUAUAGAGGUUCAAGCAGAAUCAAGAGGUGAUCUCAGACCUGAUCCUCGAUUUGAUGCUGUCAAUGUUAUAGUUCUUGCCAUCCAAAAUGAUACUGAUUCUAUCGCCGAAGUUUAUGUGCUUUUGCGUGGUAAAACUGAAGCUUACAAGAGGAGCUUAGAUGGAAUACCUGGCUGCAAGAUGUUGGUUUUCUCUGAGGAGAAGUACUUAUUCAGUCACUUUAUGAAGUUUGUAUGUUCAUAUGACCCAGAUAUAGUAAUGGGUUGGGAUAUUCAAGGGGGUUCUCUAGGAUUUUUGGCAGAAAGGGCUUCACAUCUUGGUAUAGUUUUACUCAGUAACAUAUCUCGGACACCAUCUGAAACCAAGAUAGCUGCUGGAGACUUACCUGAGAUUCUUAAUAAUAUAUUUCCCGAGUCAAUUGCUGAUCCCGUCGCAAUAGAAGAUGCAAUAAUCGAGGAUGAAUGGGGUCGAACUCAUGCCAGUGGUGUUCAUGUAGGUGGUAGAAUUGUCUUGAAUGUGUGGCGUCUGAUGCGCAGUGAAGUCAAGCUUAGUAUGUACACGAUUGAAGCAGUAGCUGAUGCUGUGCUGAGGCGAAAAAUUCCUGCAUAUCAUCACAAAUUACUGACAAAAUGGUUUUCAAGUGGUCCUGGACAUGGGAGAUUUAGGUGUAUAGAGUAUGUGAUAGAGAGAGCAAGGUUGAACCUUGAGAUGAUGAACCAACUUGAUAUGAUAAGUCGAACAUCAGAACUUGCUCGUGUCUUUGGCAUUGACUUUUUUUCAGUUCUUUCUCGCGGUUCACAAUAUCGUGUUGAAUCAAUGCUCUUGAGAUUGGCACAUACACAAAAUUAUCUGGCUAUAUCCCCCGGAACUCAACAGGUUGCUUCUCAACCUGCAAUGGAGUGCCUGCCUCUUGUAAUGGAACCAGAGUCUGGCUUUUAUGCAGAUCCAGUUGUUGUCUUGGAUUUUCAGUCUCUAUAUCCAUCAAUGAUAAUUGCAUACAACCUUUGCUUUUCUACAUGCCUUGGCAAAGUUGCAUCUUCCAAGUCAAAUACACUUGGGGUUAGUUCAUAUUCACCAGAUCCGUAUGUUCUGCAGGCUGUGAAAAAUGAUAUUCUGCUUACUCCAAAUAGUGUCAUGUAUGUAUCUCCAAAGGUCCGUAAGGGCAUACUGCCCCGUUUAUUGGAGGAAAUAUUAUCGACUAGAAUAAUGGUGAAAGAAGCUAUGAAAAGGUUGAGCCCCUCACAGCAAGUUCUUCACAGGAUAUUUAAUUCUAGACAGCUUGCUUUGAAGCUGAUUGCAAAUGUGACAUAUGGCUAUACAGCUGCUGGAUUUAGUGGUCGCAUGCCUUGUGCGGAGCUGGCAGACAGUAUUGUUCAGUGUGGCCGCCGUACUCUUGAAAAGGCAAUCUCAUUUGUGAAUGCACAUGAGAAGUGGAAAGCUAGAGUUAUUUAUGGUGAUACUGAUAGCUUGUUUGUGCUCCUCAAGGGACGCUCAGUCAAAGAGUCUUUUCAAAUUGGUAAUGAGAUUGCAUCUGCAAUCACUGCCAUGAAUCCAAAUCCAGUCACUUUAAAAAUGGAGAAAGUUUAUCACCCAUGCUUCCUCCUUACUAAAAAACGCUAUGUUGGUUACAGUUAUGAGAGCCCAGAGCAGUCUGAACCUGUGUUCGAUGCUAAAGGUAUUGAAACAGUACGCAGGGAUACAUGUGGAGCUGUUGCAAAGACAAUGGAGAAGUCGUUGAGACUCUUUUUUGAACAUCAAGACAUCUCUGAGGUCAAAGAAUAUUUGCAGCGUCAAUGGACACGGAUUGUAUCUGGUAGGUUCUCUCUUCAGGAUUUUGUUUUUGCAAAGGAGGUUCGAUUGGGUACCUACUCUUCUCUCCCACCGGCAGCAAUUGUGGCCACAAAAGCAAUGAGAGCCGAUCCCAGGGCUGAACCACGCUAUGCAGAGCGAAUACCUUAUGUUGUAAUACAUGGGGAGCCCGGGGCCCGUCUAAUUGAUAUGGUUGUGGAUCCAAUGGAACUUUUGGCGAUUGAUUCGCCCUUUAGAUUAAAUGAUUUGUAUUACAUCAACAAACAUAUAAUCCCAGCUUUGCAGCGGGUAUUUGGACUGGUUGGAGGUAACUUGAACCAGUGGCUAAUAGAGAUGCCACGUCCAGUCCGGAAAGCCUCUACCAAACGUCCUUGUUAUGCUCCAAAUCCACUCCGAACCAGAAUUGAUUAUUACUACAUCUCUAAACAUUGUAUACUUUGCGGUGAGUUGGUUCAGGCAUCAGCCCAUCUCUGCAAUCAGUGUUCGCAAAAGGGAACUGCUGCAGCAGCAGCAGCUGCAGCUGUGACAGGAAGAACUUCAAAAUUGGAGAGAGAGAUGCAACACCUUGCUGCAAUAUGUCAUCAUUGUGGAGGUGGUGACUGGGGAGUCAAGUGCACUUCGCUGGCAUGCUCAGUGUUGUUCGAGAGGCAGAAAGUUCAGAAGGAGCUACAAAGUCUUUCCUCUGUGGCUGCUGAUGAAGGUUUCUACCCAAAUUGUAUGGUCGAGUGGUUCUGAACGCUAGUUGCUCCAAUGUCUCCAAUGUCUUGCUUGAACAGCUGAAUGGGAAGAGAGGGUCUGACCUGCUAGGCUUCUACCAUAUUCGGAGAUGCAUCGUCUUGUGUUGUAAGUUCUAUCAUAAUGUGCUCAUAUGUAAUUAGUCAUUAUUUGUUUCUUUUGAUUAUUUGCUUUCUGUUCUUAUGGCCCAAGGUUUUUUUUUUUUUUUAGAUGAAAUAGCCACUUAGAUCGAAGAAUAUUAUUUAUGACUGACUAGAGCAGACGUCAGUAGUUUUUUUGGCCCUCUUGUUCCACCUUUGGUACUAGCAGUUCAGAAGAAUUUAAGAAUGGCUGAGAAUUACUGUAAAUUAUUUUGAGAAGUUUUCAAAUUGUUGUAAUUUUAAAGAGAACUAGCAAGAUACUGGAAAUAUCACAAUGCAUGAAACUAGCUCUUUAGAAGCUCAAUAUGAUACAUCUCAAAUUUCUUGUA